AUGGUCCGUCUUAAAAACCGAUAUCUCCUCCUCGACAUCCUCUAUCCGGACCCAAAAACAUGGCCAGCCUCAACCCAAUCCACGAAGAACAACCCGAAAUCCGCGCAGCUGGCCAUCCACUCCCCGACCUCUGACGCGUUGACGCCGGGCCUUCUCGCCAAGAUGGUGCGCGAGGAAGUAGCCGAAUUAUAUGGAGAUUGGGGCGUUGGCAAGCUUGGUGGUGCCUCUGCCACUGGACUUAAUGUGAAAUAUCUCUCCCCGGCAACCUCGACCGCUAUCCUCCGCUGCCCACGUUCCUCAUUCCGAAUCGUUUGGUCCGCACUUACAUACAUGUCCCACGUGCCAGAGCCCGGGUCCGCAGCACAAAAAAGGCCCAAUGGAGGCCGUGAGCGGCCGUGCGUAUUCCGCGUGCUCAGGGUAUCCGGUACGAUGAAGAAGGCAGAGGAGGAGGCUAUUCGCCGCGCUAGAAGGGAGAUUGUGCGCAUUCGAGGUGUGGAAGAGAAGGGUGUUUUGGGAGAUUUGAUAUCCGGCGCCGAGGAUGUGAAGGGUCAAGUUGAUCGCACUGUGCCUGUUACUAAUGAUAUUAUGGAUGACAGUGAGGACGAAGAUAUGGAUGAUGAUUGA
Molecule: messenger RNA, 624 nt
Organism: Penicillium waksmanii
Lineage: Eukaryota; Fungi; Ascomycota; Eurotiomycetes; Eurotiales; Aspergillaceae
Product: Rpp14/Pop5 family protein
Exons: 2
Coding region: 1-624 (207 amino acids)
Biological process (GO): tRNA 5'-leader removal
Cellular component (GO): ribonuclease P complex
Source: RefSeq, a predicted model, not a curated record